AUGGGAGGCGCCCAUACUAUUCCAGUGAUUCUAGUAAUUCUUGUGAUUCCUGUGAUUUCUGCUAUUCCUAGACUUCCAAUGCGCCGCGAUAACGCCGCUUUGUCUUCUGAUGUUGUUAAAGUAAAACUAAAGAAGUUCUACUUGCACUUUAGCGCCAAACGACAAAUCGAGGCGUUAUUGCGGUUCAUGGGAAAUCCAGGAAUCAAUGGAGUGAAUAUCGAGAGUACAGUGGGAAUAAAAAGAUUUUGUAAUCAUUUUGCAAAGCUCGUUUUUGAUGUAGCUUUGUCGGUUGUCGGUGCGAUGGAGAGGUUUCUGAGGCUGGGUGGUCUUGGUGGAGGACUCGGACAGUUUGGUGGAGGACCCCCUUCCGACUCUAACCAAGUUGAUACGUCUGAAACAGUCUACAUCUCAUCCCUUGCUCUGCUCAAGAUGCUCAAGCACGGAAGAGCUGGAGUGCCUAUGGAGGUCAUGGGUCUGAUGCUUGGCGAGUUUGUUGACGAGUAUACUGUGAAUGUCAUCGACGUUUUUGCGAUGCCUCAGUCUGGCACGGGUGUCUCCGUCGAAGCAGUGGAUCCUGUUUUUCAAGCAAAGAUGCUCGAUAUGCUGAAGCAAACGGGUCGGCCAGAAAUGGUAGUUGGAUGGUACCAUUCACAUCCUGGUUUUGGCUGUUGGCUCUCAGGUGUUGAUGUUAACACUCAGCAGUCAUUCGAGGCCUUGUCAGAUCGCGCCGUGGCAGUGGUAGUUGAUCCUAUUCAGUCUGUCAAAGGAAAGGUCGUUAUCGAUGCGUUCCGUACCAUUAACCCGCAGACUAUGGCUCUAAAUCAGGAACCUCGUCAAACAACAAGUAACCUUGGACAUCUACAGAAGCCUAGUAUCCAGGCUCUGAUUCACGGCCUGAAUCGGCAUUACUAUUCCAUACCCAUAGCUUAUCGUACUCAUGAUUUAGAACAAAAGAUGUUGUUAAAUCUUAACAAGCAAUCGUGGAUGGAUUCCUUAGCGGUACAAAAUUAUACCAGCUGCAGCGAAAAGAACAAAGAAAGCAUGCAAGCCAUGUUGAAGUUAGCGAAAAUGUAUAAGAAGGCGUUGGAAGAUGAGGAAAAGAUGACUGAUGAAGAACUUGCUAUCAAGAAUGUCGGAAAACAAGACCCAAAGAGGCAUCUUGGCGAAGAGGUCACACGAAUGUUGAGUGACAACAUCGUUCAAAAUCUCGCUGGUAUGAUGGACACAACUUCUUUCCAGUAAUAAUUAUUAUUCUUUAUCUAAUGUAUUCUUCCUUUGAUCGGUUGCGACUAAAUUAUUGCUGUCUCACUGUUGAUCUGCUUCAUAACAGUACUCGGUAAUUGUAUUCUAUGCGGGCUGUUUCGGAGCUUCGUAAACACUACCAUUUCCUUUUCAAGAAUCUGGCCUCGCUGUGGGGAAUGUAAUGAAAUUCAGAUAGUGAUUUUGUUUGUAAACUUAAUUUCUUUUUGGCAGCAGUUUUAGAGCAAAUCAAAGGGUUGCUCCUUGUUUACUGAGCAUUUUUUUGUUAAAUGAGCAUAAUUAAACACUGAACAUUUACAGCCUUAGUUUUAUUUGCAGUUU
Cylicocyclus nassatus is the source of this 1581-nucleotide messenger RNA. The record is from the annotation of a GenBank genome assembly. NCBI's taxonomy places the organism in Eukaryota, Metazoa, Nematoda, Chromadorea, Rhabditida, Strongylidae.